AGUGAGAGACCAGCCGCGCUCCUCGCUGCCGCCUCUGCCCUCAACGGGAAGAGUCAGCAAGUCCCCAAGGGCCGCUGAAACGCUGUCUCCGGGGAGCGCAGCGCGCCGACGCCGCCUAACCAGGGCGUCCCGGGGCAUGCCGGGAGGUGUAGUUCUACCGCCACGGCACCCCGCCCUCCUCGCAGGGGCAGGCUCCCACAGCCGCACUACGACUCCCGGCAUCCCGCGCGCAGCGCCGCGAGGAGCCCAGUUGAAGCGGGUGGCGGCCGAGCGCGCCCCCUCCCCCCGCCGAAAAGCCCCAAACCAAAACAAAAACAAACCGUCCCCCCUCCUCCCGCCCUCCAACCCCUCGCCCUCCCGCCGAGCCCCGGAAAUGGCGGCGCCAGGAGGGGGCUCUGCCCGCCAGGGGUGCUGAUCCGGCCGCCGUGUCCCCUGUCCGUCCCUCCCCGCCCAUGGGUGAGACAUGGACUACGAGUUCAAGUCGAAGCUGGCGGCCGAGCGCGAGCGGGUGGAGGACCUGUUCGAGUACGAAGGCUGCAAAGUGGGCAGAGGCACCUACGGGCACGUCUACAAGGCCCGUCGCAAGGACGGAAAAGAUGAAAAGGAGUAUGCACUGAAACAAAUUGAAGGUACAGGAAUAUCCAUGUCGGCCUGUAGAGAGAUUGCACUUUUACGAGAGUUGAAGCACCCUAACGUGAUUGCAUUGCAGAAGGUUUUCCUUUCUCAUAGUGACAGAAAGGUUUGGCUGCUGUUUGAUUAUGCUGAACAUGAUCUGUGGCAUAUUAUCAAGUUUCACCGUGCCUCAAAAGCAAAUAAAAAGCCCAUGCAGUUGCCAAGAUCUAUGGUUAAAUCCCUACUCUACCAGAUCCUCGAUGGAAUCCAUUACCUCCAUGCAAACUGGGUGCUUCACAGAGAUCUGAAACCAGCAAAUAUUCUGGUAAUGGGUGAAGGUCCUGAAAGAGGAAGAGUCAAAAUAGCUGAUAUGGGUUUUGCAAGAUUGUUCAACUCACCUUUGAAGCCAUUGGCAGAUUUGGAUCCAGUUGUGGUGACAUUCUGGUACAGAGCUCCAGAGCUGUUACUUGGAGCCAGACAUUACACAAAGGCUAUUGAUAUUUGGGCAAUUGGCUGCAUAUUUGCUGAACUGUUGACUUCAGAACCUAUAUUUCACUGUCGUCAGGAGGACAUCAAAACAAGCAAUCCUUUUCAUCAUGAUCAGCUAGAUCGCAUUUUCAGUGUAAUGGGAUUCCCUGCAGAUAAAGAUUGGGAAGACAUAAGGAAGAUGCCAGAAUACCCAACUCUUCAGAAAGAUUUUAGGAGAACAACAUAUGCCAAUAGUAGCCUCAUAAAAUACAUGGAGAAACACAAAGUCAAGCCUGACAGCAAAGUUUUUCUUUUGCUUCAGAAGCUUCUUACUAUGGACCCUACAAAGAGAAUUACCUCAGAGCAGGCUUUGCAGGACCCCUACUUUCAAGAGGAUCCUCUGCCUACAUCAGAUGUAUUUGCUGGCUGUCAGAUUCCAUAUCCUAAAAGAGAAUUCCUCAAUGAAGAUGAACCCGAAGAGAAAGGGGAUAAGAAUCAACAGCAGCAGAAUCAACAUCAGCAGCAAACAGCACCUCAGCAGCAGCCGCAGGCAGCGCCGCAGCAGCCGCAGCCACAGCAGCAGAACAGCACCCAGACCAAUGGGACGGCCGGGGCCGCUGGCGCGGGAGGAGGGGGAGCAGGUGCAGGGCUCCAGCACAGCCAGGACUCCAGCCUCAACCAGGUGCCUCCCAACAAGAAACCACGCAUAGGGCCUUCAGGCGCUAACUCAGGCGGGCCUGUCAUGCCUUCAGAUUAUCAGCACUCCAGCUCACGCCUGAGUUACCAAAGCAACAUUCAGGGAUCUUCUCAGUCCCAGAGUACAAUGGGCUAUUCCACGUCAUCUCAGCAGAGCUCCCAGUAUCACCAAUCUCAUCAGUCUCACAGGUACUGAGAGGGCUGACUCAAAGGAAAGGACUAAAAGCCAGAAGACUCCAGCAAUAUGAAGUUCAUAACAAUGAGAAGAACCAAAAAUACAAACUUAUGAUGCAGAAUUAAAUUCACGAUGACAAAAGGAAAACUUCACUCACUGAAGACUCUCCCCAUAGCCCCCCAUCCCUUUAUUGCCAUAAAAGAGAUUCUCGUGAAGUUUUCCUUCCUCCCUGCCCUUGCAUGUGCUCCAUUGUGGUUACUCUAAUGAACUCUUCUGAUCUGAACCCAGCACUUAACUUCUUUAACCUUUGGAAUUUUGAAGGAUUCCUGGUGCACCUUCCUUAUGCUGUAGUGAUUGCCAUAAAUCUGUCUUUUCAAUCUCUUUGAUGGGAUUUUAAAGUUUUAAAAUCUUGAACUCCCAGGCUUUCAAGCUUGUAUAUAGUUAGUUUUAUACUAGGCAAACCAGUUUAGCUAUACAGGUAUAUUGCACCUUUUUAAAGCACUAUGUUAUUUUCACAGGAUAUUACUGUUUUGCUCAUGGAUGUCAAGAACAGCAAGAUUUUACUGUUCCAGAGUAUUUUACUAUUCUGUUUUUAUUAGUCUAGUUUUCAGGCGAGGUCUUAAAAAUAGAAAAUUUAAAAAAGAAAUAAAAUUUAAAAAAGAAAAGAAAAAAAAAAGAAAAAAAAACACCCAAGUCUCUGCAGCAAAAUAUAUGCUUCAUGCUACUGGACUGAACGCCAAACAGAAGAUUGCUGAUAUUUCUUAACUCAUUCACAUUGAAUUCUUGAAAUCACAGUGAUCGUGCUCUGACUAGUUUUAAACUAAGCGUUAUUUUAAAUGAAACCAGGACAGUCACAUGAAAAGGAGAUGCUUUCAGGAUCUGUUGGAACAGAAGAAUGGAAUGUCUUCCCAGGCUGGACACCAAAAUAGUCAGGAAAAGGUAUUUACUGCCCUCAAGUCUCAGUAGGAAUGUGGAUGAUGGUUUUGUUUUUCUGUUAAGCAGCUGAUUAAUGUACAUGAGAGUUCUAUAAAUUUAGCUUUCUUUCACAUUCCUGAGCCAGUUUUCUAAAUGUAAAGGUGACAAAAAUACUAAGACUUGAGAAAACAAAUGCAUUUAAUAAUUUUAUAUUAGAAUUAAUAAUUAAGAGAAAUUAUUGUGCAGUUUGAAAAGCAUGUUGAAAAUUGUUCCUUUUUCAUGUCUGUAAUACAUAUUCUGCGUCCCUCAUAUUGCUGUGAUUAACCCAGAUUAGUUACACCAGAUGCGCUUGAUUGCACUGAGAUGUUUCUUUUUCCCUAGAGCAAACAUAUUUUGAUUGUGCCUAAGGAUUGUAAGUGGAUGGGUAGCUGGCAGAAAAUCCCCAGUAAUUAAGCAAGAGUUCAGAAGCAUAAUCAGAGGAUUAUUGUCCAACUUCUGCAACCACAGUUACUCGGGGAGACACAACAUGUAAUUUGGGACCACUUCAUUUUUCUCUCAGCCUUCA
Pezoporus occidentalis (night parrot) is the source of this 3431-nucleotide messenger RNA. RefSeq names its product cyclin dependent kinase 19 (gene CDK19). The record is from RefSeq and is a predicted model, not a curated record. Gene Ontology annotation, biological process: protein phosphorylation. The transcript is spliced from 13 exons. Bases 464 to 1972 code for a protein of 502 amino acids. Gene Ontology annotation, molecular function: protein serine/threonine kinase activity; ATP binding. Lineage: Eukaryota; Metazoa; Chordata; Aves; Psittaciformes; Psittacidae. Gene Ontology annotation, cellular component: cytosol; nucleus.